Messenger RNA from Corylus avellana, 1021 nucleotides. RefSeq names its product zinc finger protein 8 (gene ZFP8). The record is from RefSeq and is a predicted model, not a curated record. Lineage: Eukaryota; Viridiplantae; Streptophyta; Magnoliopsida; Fagales; Betulaceae. Gene Ontology annotation, molecular function: DNA-binding transcription factor activity. Gene Ontology annotation, biological process: response to gibberellin; trichome differentiation; trichome morphogenesis.
AAGGGUGGUACUUUGAGAAGGCAAAGCCACUCUCAAACUUGAGGCCUUGUCAGGCUUCACUCUCAGAUGGUUCAGCCCCCCAAUUGCCUUAAAAUCAAACCCCCUCCCCCUCCCUUUAUAGGACCCACAAACACACAUCCUCUGACUCUCUCCCAUUCUCCUCCCAACUCUUCCUCCUCUCUCUUCCUCUUUGUGCCGCCAUGACUUCUUCCAUGGACAAGGCUGAGAGGGAGACCCAUGACUUCAUGAACGUCGAGUCUUUCUCUCAGCUACCCUUCAUCCGCCCCGCACCGGUUAAAGAAAAGGGCAUUAGGCUUUUCGGCAUAGAAUUCGGAGGUGACAACCACGGCGCGGCUGCGGCUGUGGCGGCGGCGGAUGAGUCGGAGUCUGCGGAUACCAACGCGUGCGAGGAUAUUGCAAAGGAAAGCAACGAGAACGGGGAGAGUAACAGGAGAUUUGAGUGCCAUUACUGCUGUCGAAACUUCCCCACCUCUCAAGCCUUAGGCGGUCAUCAAAACGCACACAAAAGGGAACGCCAGCAUGCAAAACGGGCGCACCUGCAGUCGGCCAUGGUGCAUAGUAGCCUCUCUGAUGCACACGUGUACGGGCUUAUGAAUUACCGGCUCGGCUCGGCUCCGCUGCCGGCUAUGAGUUAUCCAUCGUGGAACACUAGUAGUGCUUCUAACGGCGCCAUUGCUGGUCAUGGUAGGUAUUAUGGAAGCCAGAGCUCGUUUUCUCAGCCUGCGCCUAUAAACGGGAGUCCUUUGGCCUUGUGGCGAAUCCCUGCCGUCCAAAGUAACAACGCUAGUACUUUUGAUAGGGACCGUUCGGUGCACCCGUUGCCGUUGUUUUCCGGCGAUGAGUUGAAGCCUGGCUCGCUGCAGGUUGGUGGGUCCACUCCUCAAAGCAGGUAUGUUUACGAACAGAAGACGAGCGUGCAAGAUCAUGUGAGUUUGGAUCUUCAUCUGUAGUUGUAAUUCGACAACAUCGUAAUCAAAGAAGAAUUUGAGAUUUGAGAUUA